Messenger RNA from Tetrahymena thermophila SB210, 2871 nucleotides. RefSeq names its product cation channel family protein. The record is from RefSeq and is a predicted model, not a curated record. The transcript has 13 exons. Gene Ontology annotation, biological process: intracellular signal transduction; cyclic nucleotide biosynthetic process. NCBI's taxonomy places the organism in Eukaryota, Ciliophora, Oligohymenophorea, Hymenostomatida, Tetrahymenidae.
AUGAAUUCAUUCAAUAAUUUUACAAGUCAUUUGAAACCAAAUAAUAAAAUAAAGAAAGAAAGAGAAUAAUCAUUAAGCCUUAUGAUACCUUAAGUUCAAAGCAUCCCUCUUGAAGGGGAUGACAAUCUAAACACUGUGUAAUAAAUGGCUUCUAAUCAUAUAGCGUUAUCGCAGAGUGCUGCGGAUUAGCAAUCUUCUAAAGGCGGAAAGACACCAAGAAGCAAAAAAUCAUCAAGAUCAAAAGAUUUUAAAAGGAAACUAUAAGAAUUAAAACUUCAUUAAGAAAGUUAGGAGAUCCAUGAGUAAGUAUAGAAGCUAACCACAGUGUAAAAAAUUAAAUAUUAUAUAAAUAAGUUAUUGGAUAAUAAUUAUUAUACUGCAUUUAUGACGUUAGUUACUCUGUAUGCACUCUUUGCAGAUGAUAUUAGAGUCAUUACCACUGAAAAAGAUGAAGAUCCUUAUUUUUGGGGUGCAAGUUGUUUCGCUUUGGCUGCCUUUACAAUUGAAAUUAUACUUUCUAGCAUUGCUAAGGAUGGAUAUUUUCUUGGUUUCUUCUUUUGGUUAGAUUUACUCUCCACUGUCUCUUUGAUUCUUGAUAUAGGUUGGAUAGCAAAUGAAAUUUUCGACGUUAAUUCAGGUGGUAAAGGAAAAGCGUCAUCAGCAGCAUCCUUAGCAAAAGCAAGUAGAGCUUCUCGUGUUGGAACGAGAGCUGGAAGAAUCGUAAGAAUAGUGAGAUUAGUAAGAUUAGUAAGACUUUACAAGCACGCAUAGCAUGCUCUAAAAAAGUAAGCAAAAGAAUUUGAAAAAGAGUAAUUAAGACUAAGAGCUUAGUAGCAGGAUGAAAUGAGAGAUAGAGGAGAUUCUAAAGUCAGCUCAUCUUUCAAUUAAUAUUAAACUCCUCAUGGAUUUAUAGGGAAUUCUAAUCAUUUAAAUAUCCCUGAAAUAUAGUAAAACAAAGCUCUUACUCCAUCAAAUAUUAUUCAUCUUCGUCCUCCAACCUUACCCCCUAUAAAUAUGGAUAUGAGAGGAAAUAGUCACACAAAUCGUAAUAAAGAGAAAAAGCAAACUGUUAUGACAGAGCUUGUUCGCUAACAAUCUUAAAAGAAAUCAACUUUCCUGAAUUAAUUACAGAGGGAAAAAAGCAUUAGAGAAAAUCAAGUUUUACCUUUUAGUUAAGCUUAAGAUAUUAUUUAGUAAGGAGUCCUAAAUGAUAACCACAUCCCUGUUCUUAAUGCUGAACGUCGAAAUAUUGAGAGUGAGCCUGAUAAUAGAGAAAGAGAAAAAUCAAUGAGCAGUUUGCCUGCUAAUAGAUCUAGGAAUAUAAGUUCUUUAAGUGGAAAAAGUUCAGGGAGUAACACUUCAAAAGGUUCAUCUUUUAAUUUAUCUAAGCUACAAAAAGCAGAAACUAAAGUAGGAAAAACACUAUCUGAUAAAACAACACAAAAAGUUAUUAUUAUUGUCUUAGCUAUUUUAAUUAGUGUCCCUCUAUUUACACUUAGUACUUAUCAGGAUCCUAUUGAUUCUUUUGGACCUUCUUUAUCACUUAUUUAUAAUUCACAGUUCAUGAGUCCAGGAAUAUUUGAUCUCACAGUUCAAAACUACAUAGAUUUCCAUACAGCUUACAGAAAUCCGUUAAUAUUAUUAAUGAUUGGUAAUGUAGAGUAUUUCCCUAAAGAUCCAAAUGCAGUAGAUUACAAUAAUAUGAGAGAAGAUGAUUAUACUUAUUACACCUAUUCUGAUGAUAGUGGUAAUGUAUUGAUCACAUCAAUAUCUAGCCAAAGAUAAUCAAAUAUUAUUAACUCCAUCUUAUCUAUUGUUAGGACAGUUACAAUUGCCAUCAUUUUAACAGUCGCAGCUGUACAGUUUAAUAAUGAUGUAGAGUUGUAUUUGUUAGAACCUAUAGAAGCUAUGCUCAAAAAGGUUACUAGAAUUGCUGAAAAUCCUCUAGAAGCAGCUCAAAUGGAAGAAAAAGAAGAAUUUGCUAUUGAAUAGCUUAAGUUAGAAGGAAAAACUAAAGAACUUGAGGAAAUAGAGUAAAAAUCCAAAUAUGAGACAGUCGUUCUGGAAAAGCUAAUUAUAAGAAUAGGAGCUCUUCUUGCUGUAGGAUUCGGUGAGGCUGGUUCAGAAAUCAUAGCUCAAAAUAUGAAAUUGACUGGCUAAGUAGAUCCAAUGAUUCCUGGUAAAAAGAUAAUGGCAGUAUUUGGAUUCUGUGAUAUUAGAAAUUUUACUGAUGUUACUGAAGUAUUAUAGACAGGUGUUAUGAUAUUUGUUAAUGAAAUAGCUUAAAUUACUCAUGGUGUUGUUGAUCAAUACUGCGGACAAGCUAAUAAAAAUAUUGGUGAUGCCUUCCUUUUGGUUUGGAAGUUUAGAGAUAAAGAUUAUUUAAAGCAUAUUGAUGGUACUGUAGAAUUUUUACCUAACGACAUUACUUCAAACUUUGCUGACUUAUCAGUUAUUUCUUUCCUAAAAAUCAUGGCUGGAAUUACUCUUUCUAAUAACCUUAAAAAAUACUAAUAUAAUCAAGGUAUCAAGCAAAGGUUGAAAGGUUACAGAGUCAGAAUGGGCUUUGGAUUGCAUUUUGGAUGGGCCAUUGAAGGAGCUAUAGGUUCUUCUUUCAAAAUUGAUGCGUCUUAUUUAAGUCCUAAUGUUAAUAUGGCUUCUCGUUUAGAAGCAGCUACAAAAUAGUUCGGUACUUAACUUCUCAUCAGCGGUCCUUUGAGGAACGUUCUUUCUGAAAAGUGUCAAAAGGAGCUUAGACAUAUUGACUGUGUUACAGUUAAGGGAUCAGUUGUACCAUUAGGUAUUAAUUAAUAUUUAUAAACAACUUUUUAUUUUGAUACAUUAUAUUAACUUAGAUCUCUAUACAUGUGA